GAGAUGAUAUCCCAUCGUGCUAUCUGGGCUUUUCGAAGCAGUGCGAGGUGCUGGCGACACCGGGCUAUUCUCAAAGCGGCUCUGGAGGCCUCGGACGUCAGCGGCUGGCGUUGGUAUUCGACCCCAGGUCGUCGCGGUGUCACGGCAAUGGAGGAGAUCCUGGCGAGAGUCGUUGCACCUUUACCCACAUACGAGACGAGAGACAAGUACCCUCCUCCUCCUGAAUCAAACAGCUUGGAGUUCAUGCACUUCUACGGCAGUCUGGACAAGGAAGACAAACUCGGCUUCCUGACAAAGCUGUCACAAGACUUCGGAGUGGACCAUAAAAGCGUUUCAGAGAUGGCCAUGAGGCUGUUGGACACACAGCUACGAGAUGUGGCGACCAUUUUGCAGGUUGAAGACAGGCUGCGUUACGGCUUGACUCCCCGUUAUAAACAGUUGCUUAAUCAUAUAAGCAGGGUCGAGGGAGGAGUGAAGUUUCUGGUGGACCUCCGAGCCGACGUGCUUGAAAUAAUCUCAUCCAAAGCUAGUGAGAGCCCUCACAUCAGGGACCUGAAUGGCACGCUGAAGAGCCUGCUGUCUGAGUGGUUCUCUGUAGGUCUGCUCCGACUGGAGAGAAUCACCUGGCAGUCCCCCUGUGAGAUCCUGCAGAGGAUCAGCCAGUACGAGGCAGUGCACCCUGUCAGGAACUGGACUGACCUGAAGCGCAGAGUGGGGCCAUACCGCCGUUGUUAUGCCUUCACCCACGCCGCCAUGCCAGGAGAACCCCUGGUUGUUCUACACGUGGCCCUCACAGAAGACAUCUCUGACAACAUUCAGAGCAUCGUUCGUGAGUUCACCACUCUCGACUCCGAGGAGGAUGUAAAUAAGAUAAACUCAGCCAUCUUCUACUCCAUCUCCUCCACCCAGGCUGGCCUUCAAGGGGUGGAGCUGGGAAACUACCUCAUCAAGAGGGUGGUCCGAGAACUACAGAGCGAGUUCCCUCACAUGGCCCAGUUCUCCAGCCUGUCUCCGAUCCCGGGCUUCUCCGCCUGGCUCCAAGGCCUGCUCAGCCAGCACAGGAAGGAAGGCUGGGGCUCUGACCUCCUCUCUGAGCAGGAGUGGAUGGAGGUGGAGCAGGCCACUGACUCAGCCCCUGGGACUCCAGCCAUUGAGGCCCUCCGCAAACUGAUCGCCACCAGUGAGUGGAUGCGUUCCGAGCGCCUGACCCGUGUCCUGGAGCCCGUCCUGAUGCGCCUCUGCGCCUGGUACCUCUAUGGGGAGAAAAGGCGAGGCUACGCUCUCAAUCCGGUGGCCAACUUCCACUUGCAAAAUGGUGCCACUAUGUGGCGGCUCAACUGGCACGCUGACACCAGUCCUAGGGGCGUGUCAAACUCCUGCGGCAUCAUGGUGAACUAUCGUUACUUCCUGAACGAGACGUCUAAAAACGGCGCUCUUUACCUGCAGAAUAAGGUCAUCACUGCAUCGGAGCAGGUGCUGGGGCUGGUGUCCCAAUUUCAGCAGAACAGCAAAUUGUGAGACAGAGACAAGGAUACACCCAUAAAUACACCUCUGUUCUGUCACAUGGCACCUAAUAUCUUCAGUACAUUAUUUAAAAACCUCAGCUUGUUCAGUUUGUUUUGCAUAUUUGACGUUUCUUCAGAUAUUCAAACAGGAAACACCAGCCCUGAAGCAUCGCUUAAUGGACAUCAGCUGACAUUAUUUUUGGGCUGAAAUUAGAACAUUUCUCACAAGACGUGUCUCGUCCCAUCUUCUGUCUGUAGUGCAUAGGUUAGGCUUCUUGCCUCAUUGGCUUUCUGGUUGAAGCUGUUUGAUAUUGUGUAAGUGCCUCCCAGGCUGAGAGACUGUAGCUAAUGAAGCACGAGGCAUCUAUCAAUGCUUUACCAUGUUCCUGGAUAACAGUGUGUGUAAUGGUGAAGCCGGAGCAAUGAAGGGGUGCAGCUACUGGAAUAAAUGAUGUUUAGAUUCUUUCA
Molecule: messenger RNA, 1973 nt
Organism: Epinephelus fuscoguttatus (brown-marbled grouper)
Lineage: Eukaryota; Metazoa; Chordata; Actinopteri; Perciformes; Serranidae
Gene: mlycd
Product: malonyl-CoA decarboxylase
Exons: 5
Coding region: 4-1518 (504 amino acids)
Biological process (GO): positive regulation of fatty acid oxidation; malonyl-CoA catabolic process; fatty acid biosynthetic process
Cellular component (GO): peroxisomal matrix; mitochondrial matrix
Molecular function (GO): malonyl-CoA decarboxylase activity
Source: RefSeq, a predicted model, not a curated record